Camelus dromedarius (Arabian camel) is the source of this 562-nucleotide messenger RNA. RefSeq names its product presequence translocase associated motor 16 (gene PAM16). Gene Ontology annotation, cellular component: TIM23 mitochondrial import inner membrane translocase complex. Lineage: Eukaryota; Metazoa; Chordata; Mammalia; Artiodactyla; Camelidae. The record is from RefSeq and is a predicted model, not a curated record. The coding region runs from base 113 to 490 and encodes 125 amino acids. Gene Ontology annotation, biological process: protein import into mitochondrial matrix. The transcript has 5 exons.
GCGCACGCGCUUUUUGGAGCUUUCCUUGACCUCUGACCCACCGGCAGCCCAUGAGUCGGGACUGCUGGACCAGGAAGUCGGAGCCCGGGCACCCAGAGGCAGAACGGCCGCCAUGGCCAAGUACCUGGCCCAGAUCAUUGUGAUGGGCAUGCAGGUGGUGGGCAGGGCCUUCGCUCGGGCCCUGCGGCAGGAGUUUGCAGCCAGCCGGGCAGCAGCUGAUGCCCGAGGCCGCACCGGACACCAGUCUGCAGCUGCCUCCAACCUCUCGGGCCUCAGCCUCCAGGAGGCACAGCAGAUUCUCAACGUCUCCAAGCUGAGCCCUGAGGAGAUCCAGAAGAACUACGAACAUCUGUUCAAGGUGAACGAUAAAUCCGUGGGUGGCUCCUUCUACCUACAGUCAAAGGUGGUCCGAGCAAAGGAGCGCCUUGAUGAGGAACUCAGGAUCCAGGCCCAGGAGGACAGAGAGAAAGAGCAGCCACCCAAAACGUGACCACUCGGCUCCUCCCACCCACCCCGCCCACUGCCUCUAAUUUAUAGCUCGAUAAUAAAUGUCUUUUCCGCA